UUUAAUAAAUGAAACAUUCGUAAAUAAUAACAUUAAAUUAAAAAUAUAAUAAAAUAAAUGUGAUAACAAUUGAUUAUAAAAUAUUUAUUGUAGAUCUUUUUAGAUAAGAUAGAUAAGUUCGUUAUACGAAAUUCUAUUCUCAAUCAAACUCAAACCUAGUGAAUAUUAUAGAUUUUUAAAUAGAAAAAAAUGAGUCUACCAAAAGCAAAGAAUUAAGCUUCGUUUGUUACGUCUUAUGUUUGCAUAUAACCUCUAAUUAUCACGAGAGAAAAUGUCAACAAGGAAUGAUAAACUAAAAGAUCAAAUAAUCAUAAGUGAUUUUGAAGUUUCUUUAAAUUGAAAAGCAUUAUUAAUCAUACGCAAAACAGAAAAAUGAGAAAAUAUUAUCAAGCUGCAUUAGCUAUAAUCGCUAUUGUAAGUUUAAUAUCAUUAUUGUUCUAUAGACAUGAAUAUAAUAAGUUAAGAUAUGUCUUAGAAGUUUUCAACUAUUUUGGUAAACCAAAUCAAAAACAAAUCACCACAAAUUGCAUAAACAAUAAUGUAUCAUUCAUAGAGCAUAAUAUAAAAUUAGAUGAACCUGCUUCGUCUUGGCAAAGAUUAAAUGACGAUUUGUAUGUAUAUUCUGCAUACAACUUAAGAAAUAAUAAAGUUCAUGCAAUAAGUUUUAGUAAAAAAAAUGCUAUAUCAAAUUUACAAUGUAUAAUAUAUUUUGAACAUGAAACAAAACCAUUUAUAGGAAAUUAUAAGUACAUUGUAAUCAGUAAUACUCCAUAUUUUGCGAACGAAGAAGAAAAAGCAGGAUAUAAUGGAUAUUACUUAAUUUGUGCAUAUAUAGGAAAUAAAUUACCAGUUGGGGUGUCAUUCUUUACAGAAUUUGAUAAAGAUGGUAUUAAUGCUCCCAUCUUGUCUGUUGUGACACAACCACAAAAUUUAAAUAACAAUGAUAUAACAGUUUGUAUAAUACCACCAUUAUUAAAACCUAUGCAUGAAAUUGAUAUGAUCACUUUUUUAAGUUUUCAUGAAUUAAUAGGUAUAAAUAAUUUUAUAGCAUAUGAUUUUGGUAUUGCAAAUAUGUUGAAUAAUCGUUUAAAGGAAUUAUCUAUAAGAAAUGUUCCACAAUCAAAAUUUGCAUACAUAACAGUACCAUGGAAUUUUCCUUUUAGUAGACUUGAUGCUAAUAUUAUAAGAGAUAUCAUAGAAGCAGAUUGUUUGCAUCGAACAUAUAAUAAAAUUAUGUAUAUUGCUAUUUUAUCCUGGCAAGAAUAUAUAGCAUUAAAUUAUCAUCAUUCAGUUGUAGACUUAUUAGCUGAUUAUAAGUCAUCGAAAUUAUUAGCAGAUCGUUAUAAAUUGAAUAGUUUGACAUUUUGUACAAAAGAACUAGAUAAUAUUCUUUCUACAAACUUUACAUUAAUCAUGUAUAGAAAAAUACAAUUUGAUACAGAUCUUACAGAUCAUUAUCCUAUUUUCAUAUCAAAGCCACAUGAGGUAUUAUCAAAAAAUAAUGUAUACACUCAAAAAAUGGCUAAAGACUUGAUUCUUGUACAUAAUUACAAGACUUGUAAUGAUGUUAAGAAGAUUCAAAAAAUUAACAUCUUCAACACUUCUAUUCCAAGAUUUUCAAAGGACAUAAGAAACUCGCCGAUUUUUACAAAAUUUAUCAGCCAUUAGAGGAAAAAUGAAAUAAAUUUUUUUGAUAUUGUCAUCGGUUUUUUGCUUAUAUAUUUUUAUACACAAUUAAUUUUUUUUUUUUUUUUUUAUUAUAGUUAUACUAACUCUAUCGCCAAAAAAAUUGGACAUUUAAUUAUUAAAUUAUCUUUUUAGUAUCAUUAGUUACUUAAUAAUAUCGUAAUAGUAUCAUUAGUUACUUUUAUAUUGCUAUAUGAAUUAAGAAUAUCUGAUAUAAAAAGUAUGUAUUCAUUUAAAUAAUUACAAUUUAUAAGCAAACAAAUUUUGUUAAACAUAAAUUUGUUACAUAGAUCCAACUAAAGUGUAAAAUAUGCUAUAAAUAUGUACCAUAGUUGUAAAAAAUUUAAUGUUUAUAUAAAUAUAC
Messenger RNA from Vespa velutina, 2050 nucleotides. RefSeq lists its product as uncharacterized. Lineage: Eukaryota; Metazoa; Arthropoda; Insecta; Hymenoptera; Vespidae. The transcript has 2 exons. Bases 373 to 1668 code for a protein of 431 amino acids. The record is from RefSeq and is a predicted model, not a curated record.